AUGGUUCGAAAGAACUGGGGCUUGAUGUUCAAGUAUCUGACGCCUGCACAAAGGGCUGGAGAGACUCCAUGUGCUGUUGCUCAGGCCUGUGUGGGAGCUGGCAUUUCUGAGACACUGAGGCUCCUCCAGGAGUCUGUGGAACAAGAAACAGUUCUUCGCUGUCGUGGUGCAGGCUUCUCAGGAUCUGUCCCAGGAAACAGACAGACGGUUCCAGGGAAUUCUUAUACGGUGCAUUCUAUCUCCAGAGAGAAGGAAACAUCCAAGGGAAAUCUGCAGGUGCCUGCAAGCAAGGGUGACUCUGGAAGGAUCUUGGUAUGUCGGUGCCUUCUCUCCCAAGGUGAUAUACGGAGGAGCAGAUGUGUUGCCUCUAGCAAGGCUCUUACCCAUGGGACCGAGAAUGUUAAUGUCAGAAAGAAGUUAGAAACUGAUACUGAAGAGCAGACCUGUGUUGGAAAGAACAUAGUUCAAGGGAGACUGGUGAAUGAAGAAGGGAAGAUCAAUGUGAUGGCUGGAGCUCUAGCUGCCACAUUGGACCAUGAAGUGAAUUCAAGAUGGAAGCCAUAUGCUAAGUAUGGCAGAAGAAAAAGACAGAGGAAACCUGGAACUUUGAUGACACUGUAGCUCCCAUACCAGCCAGAAUCCAGCCUUAUUUUGUAUGAGAGAGAAAUAAGCUUCUAUCUUAUUGAAACCACUGUUAUUUCCUCCUUCACCUGGGACAUCACAAGCCUAGGGAAUCUUUGGAAGGCUUUGACCAGAGAGUGAAAAAUUAGGGAUUUCAUUUGUUUGUCUUUUGGUGAUUCUGAAGAGCAGUCUCCGUUGCGAACCCUGGAGCAGAUGCUAUCUAAGAUGCCUCGCAGGGCUCCAGUGUUUUCUGACUCCAAAGCCCCCUGGAGCAUAUUCUGCGCAGUUCCACGCAGUUCAGCCCAGAGGAGACGGUGGCCCUCACCGUGAAGCCCCGUGAGAGAGUCAGCAUGUACCCCGGGGAGCAGCCAGCACGUCAGAGUGUGUAACUUGCGUGGCGUGGGGGAGAGGGCGCCGGGGCCGUGCCUGUUUCUUAGCUGGUUCUGCUCUGGAGCCAGUGAAUUGGCCUCGCCUGGGGCCGGCGGGACCUUGGCCCAGACGGUGACUGUCCACCGCCUUGUUCCCGACAGCCCGGUCCUUCUCGCCAUCGUGCUGUGGUGUGGCACACCCAGCACGCCUGCCCCAAGUCCGAGGAGCACGUCAGGAAUCCCACAAGUUGCGUCCUUGAGGCCGGCACCCUUCGCGUGAGAUUCUGAAUGCAGUCAUGUGUCUCCAGCUGUCCCAGAGUCACAAAAAGUCCCCGUUCUAAUGAGGAGCUGUGGAAUGCUAAGGCUGAAGCUGCCUUGAGCUCCUCUUUCACAAGUUUCAAUCAUGGGUUAAUGCUGACAUUCUUUGGCUUUAGUAAAUGGGGAGGAGCCUUUUGUGUUUGUGUGAGGGCAGAGGCAGGAAUAAAUCGUGGCUCUCGGGGCUGACUUUGAUCCAGAA
Molecule: messenger RNA, 1506 nt
Organism: Aethalodelphis obliquidens (Pacific white-sided dolphin)
Lineage: Eukaryota; Metazoa; Chordata; Mammalia; Artiodactyla; Delphinidae
Exons: 7
Coding region: 1-621 (206 amino acids)
Source: RefSeq, a predicted model, not a curated record